AUGCCGUUUUCACUCUUCCUUUUAUUCACCAUAGCCAUUCUAAUUUGUGAAAGCCAACAAAGAAACAUAAAAACAGCAAAAGGAGAGAAACAAAGAGGAGAAAAUUCCCAAAAUAUUCGAAGAGAAGAUGAAGAGGAAAUAGAAGGACACCAGAGUUUUCAAACAAAAGAACACGAGAGUUUUCAAACAGAAGAACACAAGAGUUUUCAAACAGAAGAACACAAGAGUUUUCAAACAGAAGAACACACAAGUUUUCAAACAGAAGAACACAAGAGUUUUCAAACAGAAGAACACGAGAGUUUAAAACCAGAAGAACACAAGAGUUUUCAAAAAGAAGAACACGAGAGUUUUAAACCAGAAGAACACAAGAGUUUUAAAACAGAAGAACACAAGGGUUUUCAAACAGAAGAACCCAAGAGUUUUCCUACAGAAGAAUACUGGAGUUUUCAAACAGAAGAACACGAGAGUUUUAAAACAGAAGAACACAAGAGUUUUCAAACAGAAGAACACGAGAGUUUAAAACCAGAAGAACACAAGAGUUUUCAAAAAGAAGAACACGAGAGUUUUAAACCAGAAGAACACAAGAGUUUUAAAACAGAAGAACACAAGGGUUUUCAAACAGAAGAACCCAAGAGUUUUCCUACAGAAGAAUACAGGAGUUUUCAAACAGAAGAACACGAGAGUUUAAAACCAGAAGAACACAAGAGUUUUCAAAAAGAAGAACACAAAAGUUUUCAACCAGCAGAAGAACACAAGUUUUUUCAAACAGAAGAACACGAGAGUUUCUAUCUUGAAGUAAAAGACAGUUUUCAAAGAAAAGAAAAAGAUAAUGUUCUAACAGAAGAAAGCUUGAAACCACGAAGGAGGCCCAAAAGGGGAUUAAAGUUUCGAUUGUGUGGAGAUCAGCUGAUUUUUCAAUUCAAACGAAUUUGCACAGUUAAAGAUUCUCUACAACGAGCUGCUGCAUCUUUAACAGCAGUGGAAAUACACCCAGCUCCCGGUUUUAGAUCUGAGUCUGUACCAUUGAGUCGGCCUUUGAGAGACUCACGUGGAAUAUCCUACAGGUGCUGCAAGCUUAGAUGCACCUUGAAGGAAAUUGAAGAUUUUUGCUGAAGAAAAAAAACUGAAUAUGCUGGAUUCAGUCAGCUAGAUUCACUCCGUGAGCUAAAACAACAAAAAAAGAAGUUUUUGAGAUAAAUUUACAAUCUUAGUCAAUUUUGUGAUCCUGGUGUCCUAGACCUUCAUAAUCCAGAUUUUUAAUUACAAAGGUUUACAACAUCAGGUUGCAGAGAUUAUAGAGAUUACUUUGUGUCGAGUAGUUUCAGUAUUACGAAAAUUAAGGUUAUUGUGAUUCAUGGUGAUAAAUAAUGUUUUUAUGAUUAAACUAACUUUAAAAAUAAACUUAAUUCUGUUCGCGCGUA
Messenger RNA from Eurytemora carolleeae, 1421 nucleotides. RefSeq names its product putative cyclin-dependent serine/threonine-protein kinase DDB_G0272797/DDB_G0274007. The record is from RefSeq and is a predicted model, not a curated record. NCBI's taxonomy places the organism in Eukaryota, Metazoa, Arthropoda, Copepoda, Calanoida, Temoridae. The coding region runs from base 1 to 1113 and encodes 370 amino acids. Gene Ontology annotation, cellular component: extracellular region. The transcript has 5 exons. Gene Ontology annotation, molecular function: hormone activity.